AUGGCAUAUACAGAAACAUCGCCAGCAACAUCCUCCUCACCAGAGCUGGUAGCGGCAGCAGCACUCAGCAAGGCCGCUGCGGCUGCCCGUAAUCACAGCGGAUCGCCCACCCCAUCGCAGUCCUCUGCUUCUGCUUCCGUCGCACAGCAAUCAUCUUCUGUCGCGCCGCAUCAGGAUGGCCACAAUGAACAGCAACAGCAAUACCCACCAGCUACGUCGUCGGCGGCGUCAUCACAUCGCAUGUCACCCACAUUUGUUCGACAAUCGUCUGACCACGGUUCCCCCUCUGUUACUUCCCAGCCAGCGACUUCUAUUGGUUAUCCGUCACAGCAGCCACUCCACGAUCCCAACUACCGACCAAUCCAGUCAUCGUCGUCAUCGUCAUCCUAUCAGCAGCCACAGCAGCAGCACCACCAACAACAACAGGCACAUCCUCACCAGGGCUCACAAUGGCAUGUCCGUGAGAAGGACUCUGGUUACGUCGAUCCCCAUGAGCGGUAUCAAGCCUCAAGUAGUAAAUGA
Messenger RNA from Linnemannia hyalina, 522 nucleotides. NCBI's taxonomy places the organism in Eukaryota, Fungi, Mortierellomycota, Mortierellomycetes, Mortierellales, Mortierellaceae. The record is from the annotation of a GenBank genome assembly.